GUGUUAGUCGUGAUUUAUAUGCACGAAAGAAUUCAUUCGUUGUACCUGAAUUGAUACAUUCUAUAAACCUUGAAGAAUAUACAACUACAAGAGAUACUUUAUAUGGUCUUGAAUUUUUAAAUCACAUAACUAGGGAAAUAUCCCAAGGAAUGUUGGAUCAAGUCAUUCCAAUUGUAUGCUCAUGGAAAGAUUCUUUUGAUGUAAUUAUUGAUUGUAUAAAUAAAGGUGCUACGGACUAUCUAAUAAAACCUAUAAGACCUGAAGUUGCAAAAACUAUAUUUUUGAAUGCACAUAGAUUUUCGGGGAACAAAUCUCCACUAUCUCCAAUAGAUUAUCGAAAACCUGCCAUACGGAAUAGUUUUUCUUUCGAACAGAGACUUGAAGAAGUUUUUAUGAAAGAUAAUUG
Molecule: messenger RNA, 406 nt
Organism: Racocetra persica
Lineage: Eukaryota; Fungi; Glomeromycota; Glomeromycetes; Diversisporales; Gigasporaceae
Source: the annotation of a GenBank genome assembly